Candidula unifasciata is the source of this 1266-nucleotide messenger RNA. NCBI's taxonomy places the organism in Eukaryota, Metazoa, Mollusca, Gastropoda, Stylommatophora, Geomitridae. The record is from the annotation of a GenBank genome assembly.
AUGUCUUUCGUUAACGUAGCCCCAGAUAGCGACUUUCCUAUCCAAAACUUGCCUUAUGGCGUGUUCUCUACACCAGAUAAUCCAAGGCCAAGAAUUGGUGUUGCUAUUGGUGAUUUCAUUCUUGACUUGACGCAAGUAAAACAGUUGUUUGAUGGUCCAGUGUUGAGGGAUAUCCAGGAUGUCUUUGAUCAGCCAACUCUAAAUGCCUUCAUGGGUUUGGGCAAACCGGCUUGGACUGAAGCCAGAAGUACUUUACAGCAGAUUCUUUCUGACUCAGAGCCUGUCCUUCGGGACAAUGCGGAACUACGGGCAAGGGCCCUUGUUCCCCAGAGCCAGGCAACAAUGCUUCUACCAGCAAGAAUAGGUGACUACACAGAUUUCUAUUCCUCCAAGAACCAUGCUUUCAAUGUUGGAUGCAUGUUUCGUGAUCCAGCCAAUGCCCUAAAUCCAAACUGGACCUAUCUCCCAGUUGGGUAUCAUGGCAGAGCUUCAUCAGUUGUUGUGUCAGGAACUCCAAUUCGUCGACCUACAGGGCAGACCCGGCCUGAUGACAAUAAACCUCCGGUGUUUGGUCCUUGCCGAUUGCUUGACUUUGAACUGGAGAUGGCUUUUUUCACUGGCCCAGCCACAAGAUUAGGAGAACCUGUUUCUAUGGACAAGGCAGAAGAUCACAUCUUUGGCAUGGUUCUGAUGAAUGACUGGAGUGCACGUGAUAUUCAAAAGUGGGAGUAUGUUCCACUGGGUCCAUUUCUGGCCAAAAAUUUUGGAACCACGGUCUCACCGUGGGUGGUUACGAUGGAUGCCCUGAAACCUUUCAUUGUUACCAAUCUGCUUCAGGAUCCUGCACCACUGCCAUAUCUUCAGCAAGAGGACAACUAUAACUUUGAUAUCAAACUGGAUGUAUCCAUCAUGGCUGAUGGACUUGCAAAGCCAGCCGUAAUUAGCAGGUCUAAUUUUAAAAACAUGUACUGGACAAUGAAACAGCAGCUGGUCCAUCACACAGUCACAGGGUGUAACAUCAAUCCAGGGGAUCUCAUGGGUUCAGGAACAAUCUCUGGAGAGAGUCAGGAUUCCCUGGGAUCUCUGUUGGAGUUGUGUUGGAAGGGAACUAGGACUGUUGAUCUAGGCAACGGAGUCACUCGCAAGUUUCUGCAGGAUGGUGAUGAAGUCAUUUUCAGUGGCUACUGUGAAGGUAAUGGUUACAGAGUGGGGUUUGGCACCUGCGCAGGGAAGAUACUGCCAGCUCAUGCUGCUCUGGUUGGUUAG